GCUGCCACACUUGGUUCAUUCCAGCUGCAGAAGCUCAGAGCCUUCCAUGCGCCGAGCCGAGGACUAUCCCAAUCGCAAAGGGGGAGAAAAAGGGGGGAAAAUCCGCCACCAACCAACCCCCAGCACGCCCCAUUCCUGCCGCCCUUUGACAUGCAACCUUCCUUGGGAUGGGACCGGCCGGGAUGCAGCUGCAGCAUCGGAAGGAAUUGGGGAAAAUUGGGGAUCUUGGCUCUGAUGACGGUGGAAUUGAGCUCCUGGAGCCGGGUGCUGCUGCUCUCCGUGGGGCUGCUGGCUGCCUCUGCGAACGCCCAGAACUGCAGUCACAUUUUGCAUGGCCCGAAUGGGACAAUACAGAGUCCAGGCUUUCCGUAUGGAUAUCCAAAUUAUGCAAACUGCACGUGGACAAUCACUGCUGAGGAGAAGAACAGGAUACAGCUUGUUUUCCAGUCCUUUGCGUUAGAGGAAGAUUUUGAUGUAUUAUCUAUCUACGAUGGACUGCCUCAGCAGGGGAACCUGAGAACAAGGUUAACGGGUUUCCAGCUGCCUGCUCCUAUAGUGAGUACGGGGGUCGUGCUGUCCUUGUGGCUUGUGAGCGACUACGCGGUCAGUGCUCAAGGCUUCCAGGCAAACUAUGAAGUUCUCCCCAGUCACACGUGUGGGAACCCAGGCAGGCUGCAGAAUGGUGUGCAGCAAGGAACGACGUUCAGCAUCGGGGACAAAGUGAGGUACAGCUGCAACCCUGGCUUCUUCCUGGAGGGCCACGCUGUGCUCACGUGCCACGCCAGCAUGGAGAACGGAGCCUCCUGGGAUUUUCCUCUCCCCUUCUGCAGAGCUGAUGAUGCUUGCGGAGGGACGCUGAGGGGACAGAGUGGAAUUAUCUCAAGCCCACACUUUCCUCUGGAGUAUGGCAAUAAUGCAGACUGCACGUGGACUAUUCUCGCUGAACCCGGAGACACCAUUGCUCUGGUGUUCAUGGAUUUUCAGCUGGAAGAUGGAUAUGACGUGUUAGAAGUUGCUGGAACAGAGGGAUCCUCGCUCUGGUUCACUGGGAUGAAUCUGCCCGCCCCAGUUAUCAGCAGUAAAAAUUGGCUGAGGCUUCACUUCACAUCUGAUGGCAACCACAGGCAGAAGGGGUUCAGCGCCCAGUACCAAGUCAAAAAGCAAAUGGAAUUGAAAUCCAGAGGGGUGAAGCUAAUGCCAAGCAAGAACAGUAACCAGAAGACAUCAGUGUUAACUCAGGUUGGUGUGUCCCAGGGACAUAAUAUGUGUCCAGACCCUGGGAUUCCAGAGAGAGGCAAAAGAAUAGGCAACGAUUUUAGGUUAGGCUCCAGCAUCCAGUUCACCUGUAACGAGGGCUACGAUUUACAGGGAUCCAAAAGCAUCACCUGUAAGAGAGUGAGCGACAUCAUUGUUGCCUGGAGUGACCACAGGCCAGUGUGCAGAGCACGGAUGUGUGACAUGUACCUCCGUGGCCCCAGCGGUGUGAUAACAUCUCCCAACUACCCCGUCCAGUACGAUAACAAUGCCUACUGCGUGUGGGUCAUCACUGCGCUCAACCCAGCCAAGGUUAUCAAACUGACCUUUGAAGAGUUUGAACUAGAAAGAGGAUAUGACACUCUGACAGUUGGUGAUGGAGGACAAGUGGGAGACCAGAAGUCUGUGCUUUAUGUCUUGACAGGCACCACAGUCCCCGACCUCAUUGUCAGCACACAGCACCAGAUGUGGCUCCUCUUCCAGACAGACAGUGUCAGUAACCUGCUGGGAUUCAAAGCAACGUACGAAGAGAUCGACCAGGGGAGCUGCGGGGAUCCCGGCAUUCCGGCCUACGGCAGAAGAGAAGGAUCCACAUUUCGCCACGGGGACAGUUUGAAGUUUGAGUGCCAGCCUGCCUUUGAGCUGAAGGGCCAGAAAACAAUUACCUGCCAAAAGAGUAGCCAGUGGUCUGCUCAGAAACCUGUCUGUGUUUUUUCCUGCUUUUUCAAUUUCACCACCCCGUCUGGGAUCGUGCUGUCGCCGAAUUAUCCCGAAGAAUACGGAAGCAGCUUGCACUGCGUUUGGUUGAUCAUAGCUAAACCUGAGAGCAGAAUUCAUUUGGCUUUCAAUGAUUUUGACGUGGAGCCUCAGUUUGAUUUCCUAGCCGUGAAGGACGGCGGCACUGCAGAGUCUCCAGUGCUGGGCACCUUCUCAGGAAGCCAAAUCCCCUCCUCGCUGACCAGCAGCGGCCACGUCGCCAGGCUGGAGUUCCAGACUGAUCACUCCAUGGAGAAGAGAGGCUUCAAUAUUACCUUCACCACAUUUAGGCACAACGAGUGCCCAGACCCCGGUGUGCCUGUGAAUGGGAAGCGCUUUGGGGACAGCCUGCAGCUCGGCAGCUCCGUGUCCUUCCUUUGUGAUGAGGGCUUCAUCAGAACCCACGGCUCAGAGACCAUCACCUGCAUCCUGAAGGAAGGGAACGUGGUCUGGAACAACGCCGUGCUCAGAUGUGAAGCUCCAUGCGGGGGCCACCUGACAUCUCCCAGUGGCACCAUCCUGUCCCCUGGCUGGCCUGGCUUCUACAAGGACUCCCUGAGCUGUGCAUGGGUGAUCGAGGCCCAGCCAGGCUACCCCAUCAAGAUCACAUUCGACAGGUUUAAGACGGAGGUGAAUUAUGACACCCUGGAGGUGCGAGAUGGCCGGUCCUACUCGUCGCCACUGAUAGGUGUCUAUGAUGGGACUCAGGUGCCUCAGUUCCUCAUCAGUACCAGCAACUACCUCUACCUCCUCUUCACCACUGACAAAAGCCACUCUGACAUUGGCUUUCAGAUCCGAUAUGAAACUGUGAAGCUGCAGUCCGACCACUGCUUGGAUCCUGGGAUCCCCGUCAAUGGGCAGCGCCAUGGCAAUGAUUUCUAUGUGGGAGCACUGGUGACAUUCAGCUGUGACUCGGGCUACACCCUGAGUGACAGCGAAGCCCUGGAGUGUGAGCCAAACUUCCAGUGGAGCAGACCACUGCCAAGCUGUGAGGCUCUGUGUGGAGGUUACAUUCGUGGUUCCAGUGGUACUAUCUUAUCCCCGGGCUUUCCUGAUUUUUAUCCAAAUAACUUGAACUGCACGUGGACAAUAGAAACAUCGCAUGGAAAAGGUGUGUUCUUCACCUUUCAUACCUUCCACCUGGAGAAUGGCCAUGAUUACCUCCUCAUCACCGAGAACUCCAGCUUUGCACAGCCCCUGAAGCAGCUCACCGGCUCCCGCCUGCCCGCCCCGCUCAGCGCAGGGCUCUUUGGGAACUUCUCUGCACAAAUCCGCUUCAUCUCAGACUUCUCCAUGUCCUAUGAGGGCUUCAACAUCACCUUCUCAGAAUACGACUUGGAGCCUUGCGAUGAGCCGGAGGUCCCAGCCUACAGCAUCAGGAAGGGGCUGCAGUUCGGCGUGGGCGACGUCCUCACCUUCUCCUGUUUCCCUGGGUACCGCCUGGAGGGCACAGCACGAAUCACCUGCCUCGGGGGGAGACGGCGUGUGUGGAGUUCGCCUCUGCCAAGGUGUGUUGCUGAAUGUGGCUCGUCUGUAACUGGAACUCAAGGUGUUCUGCUGUCCCCCAACUACCCAAUAAACUACAACAACAACCACGAGUGCAUCUACUCCAUCCAGACACAGCCUGGAAAGGGGAUCCAGCUGAAAGCCAGGACUUUCGAACUGGAAGCAGGAGAUGUCCUCAAGGUCUAUGAUGGCAGCAACAGCUCUGCUCGCCUGCUGGGCUCCUUCAGCCGCUCAGAAAUGCUCAGCACCAGCAUCAACAGCACUUCCAGCAGCAUGUGGCUCGAGUUCAUCACCAACAGUGAGAACACCAGCAAAGGCUUUGAGCUGCAGUUUUCCAGUUUUGAACUCAUCAAAUGCGAGGAUCCCGGCAUCCCGCAGUUUGGCUACAAGGUCCACGAUGAGGGGCACUUUGCUGGCAGCUCGGUGUCGUUCAGCUGUGACCCUGGCUACACCCUGCGGGGCAGCAGAGUGCUGGUCUGUCUGACCGGGGAGCGGAGAGCCUGGGAUCAGCCCCUGCCAACCUGUGUGGCUGAGUGUGGGGGUUCUAUCAAAGGAGAGACGUCAGGACGGAUUCUGUCUCCCGGUUACCCCACACCCUACGAUCAUAACCUGAACUGCAUUUGGGCCAUAGAGGCAGAAGCUGGUUGUACAAUAGGACUCCAUUUCAUGGUUUUCCACACCGAGGAGUUCCACGAUGUGCUGAGGAUCUGGGACGGUCCGGUGGAGAAUGGGAUCCUCCUGAAGGAGAUGAGUGGCUCCAUUCUGCCUGGUGACAUCCACAGCACUUUCAAUUCCGUCAUCCUUCAGUUCAACACUGAUUUCUUCACAAGCAAGCAGGGCUUCGCCAUUCAGUUUUCAGUUUCCACUGCCACUUCCUGCAAUGACCCAGGGAUUCCCCAGAACGGGAGCCGGAGUGGUGACAGCAAAGAAGCAGGAGACUCCAUCGUCUUCCAGUGUAACCCGGGAUAUGUUCUGCAAGGGGAGGCCAAAAUCACUUGUGUGCAGAUUGAGAACAGAUUCUUCUGGCAGCCGGACCCCCCCUCCUGCACAGCUCCCUGCGGAGGGAUCCUGACAGGACCAGCAGGAGUGAUCCUGUCCCCGCAGUACCCAGAGCCCUACCCGCCGGGGAAGGAGUGCGACUGGAAGCUGACCGUCUCUCCUGAUUAUGUCAUUGCCUUGGUAUUUAACAUCUUCAGUUUGGAACCUGGCUAUGAUUUCCUUCACAUUUACGAUGGACCCGAUUCGCUCAGCCCCCUGAUUGGAAGCUUUUAUGGCUCCCAGCUACCUGAGAGGAUAGAGAGCAGCAGUAACAGCCUCUUCCUCGCCUUCCGGAGCGAUGCAUCUGUCAGCAAUGCUGGUUUUGUCAUCGAAUACACAGAAAAUCCCAGGGAAUCGUGCUUUGAUCCUGGAUCAAUUAAAAAUGGUACACGAGUGGGUACAGAUCUGAAACUGGGAUCCACCAUCACCUACUACUGUGAUGGAGGGUAUGAUAUCGAAGGGGUCUCCACGCUGACGUGCAUAAUGGGAGAGGAUGGGAAACCUGCGUGGAACAAACCCCGACCUACCUGUACAGCGCCCUGUGGUGGUCAGUACACAGGCUCAGAUGGUGUAGUCCUCUCUCCAAAUUAUCCCCAGAAUUACAGCAGUGGACAAGUCUGCUUGUACUUCAUCGUCGUGCCAAAGGACUACGUGGUCUUUGGGCAGUUUGCCUUCUUCCAGACUGCGCUCAACGACAUCAUCGAGGUUCACGAUGGCCCCAACCAGCACUCUCGGCUGCUCAGCUCCCUCUCAGGCUCUCAUACAGGUGAAUCAUUGCCGUUAGCCACCACCAACCAGAUUCUCAUCAAAUUUAGUUCCAAGGGUCAAUCUACAGCCAAAGGCUUUCAUUUUGUCUACCAAGCGGUUCCUCGCACCAGCGCCACGCAGUGCAGCUCCGUCCCAGAGCCACGCUACGGCCGGCGGCUGGGCAGCGACUUUGCAGUGGGGGCUGUGGUGCGUUUCGAGUGCAGCGCCGGCUACGUACUGCAGGGAUCCCGCAGCAUCGAGUGCCUCACCAUGCCUGGAGCGCUGGCUCAGUGGAACGUCUCUGUCCCCACCUGUGUGGUGCCAUGUGGUGGAAAUCUGACUGAGCGCAAAGGCACCAUCCUCUCCCCUGGCUUCCCAGAGCCAUAUCUGAACAGCCUCAACUGUGUGUGGAAGAUAUCAGUCCCCGAGGGAGCAGGAAUCCAGAUACAGGUGAUCAGUUUUGUCACUGAGCAGAACUGGGAUUCCCUAGAAGUGUUUGAUGGAGGAGACAACACAGCCACCAUGCUGGGGAGUUUCUCUGGAACUACAGUGCCUGCCUUGCUGAACAGCACUUCAAACCAGCUCUAUCUGCAUUUCUAUUCGGAUAUCAGCGUCUCUGCUGCUGGCUUUCACCUGGAAUACAAAACUGUCGGUCUGUCCAGCUGCCCAGAGCCCCCAGUUCCUGGGAAUGGCCUGAAGGUCGGGGAGCGCUACCUGGUGAACGACGUCGUCUCCUUCCAGUGUGAGCCAGGCUAUGCACUGCAGGGGCACUCUCACAUUUCCUGCAUGCCGGGCACUGUGCGGCGCUGGAACUAUCCUCCUCCGCUUUGCAUUGCCCAGUGUGGAGGAACAGCAGAGGAGAUGGAAGGAGUCCUCCUGAGCCCGGGGUUUCCAGGAAACUAUCCCAGCAACCUGGACUGCACGUGGAGGAUAUUGCUGCCAGUGGGAUUUGGUGCUCACAUUCAAUUCCUAAACUUCUCCACUGAGCCAAACCAUGACUUCGUUGAGGUGCGCAAUGGGCCGUACGACACCAGCAACGUCAUCGGGCGCUUCAGCGGCACCGAAAUCCCAGGCUCCCUCCUGUCCACAUCUCAUGAAACCACUGUGUACUUCCACAGCGACCAUUCGCAGAACAAGCCAGGCUUCAAGCUGGAGUACCAAGCAUACGAGCUGCAGGAAUGCCCUGACCCUGAGCCUUUUGCCAACGGUGUUGUACGAGGAGCUGGUUACAACGUUGGCCAGUCCAUCUCUUUUGAGUGCCUGCCUGGGUACCAGCUGAUCGGUCACCCCGUCCUGACAUGUCAGCAUGGAACCAACAGGAACUGGGAUCACCCAUUGCCCAGGUGUGAAGUGCCUUGUGGGGGCAAUGUCACCACCCAAAAUGGGACAGUUUACUCUCCUGGCUUUCCCAACCAGUACCCCAAUUCCCAGGACUGCACGUGGCUCCUUACAGUGCCUGUGGGCUAUGGGAUCCAUCUCAACUUCACUCUGCUGCAAACAGAGCCCUACAACGAUUUCAUCACCAUUUGGGAUGGUCCUCAGCAAACUGCCCCGCAGCUUGGAGUAUUCACUGGCAACUCUGCUAAGAAGUCAGCCCAAAGCUCUUCCAAUCAGGUCCUGGUGAAAUUCCACAGUGAUGCUGCAAACGGAGGGAUUUUUGCCAUUUACUUCUAUGCCUACCAGCUCUUCAGGUGUCAGCCUCCAACCAUGGUUCCCAACGCAGAAAUCAUCACUGAGAAUGAGGAGUUUAACAUAGGUGACAUUGUGAGGUACAGAUGCCUUCCUGGCUUUACACUGAUUGGAAAUGAAAUCCUGACCUGCAAACUGGGCACUCACCUGCAGUUUGAAGGCCCUCCACCCACCUGUGAAGUGCCCUGCCCCAUGAACGCGGUGAUGACGGACUCCACCGGUGUGAUCCUCAGCCAGAGCUUCCUGGGAAGCUACCCUCACUUCCAGACCUGUUCUUGGGUGGUCAAGGUGGAGCCUGGCUACAACAUCUCCCUUACCAUCGAGUACUUCCUCAGUGAGAAGCAAUAUGAUGAGUUUGAGAUCUUUGAUGGUCCCUCUGGCCACAGCCCACUGCUCUUGUCGCUCAGUGGGAACUACUCUGCCCCUCUGACUGUUACCAGCAGCGGGAACAAAGUCUAUCUCCGUUGGUCCUCUGAUCAUGCCUACAACAGGAAAGGCUUCAAAAUCCGCUACUCCGCUCCUUACUGCAGCCUCCCGCAGCCCCCAGCCCAUGGACUGAUCCUCAGCCAGACGGGGCUGCAGCCCGGCUCCACGGUUCGCUUUGGCUGCGACAGCGGCUACCGGCUGGUGGGACACAGCACUGCCACCUGCAGCCAGCACCCACAGGGCUACUUCCAGUGGAACGAAGCGACCCCGCUGUGCCAAGCUCUCUCCUGCGGAGUUCCCAGAGCCCCAAAGAACGGCGUCGUCUUUGGCAAGGAAUACACGGUGGGGACAAAAGCUGUGUACCACUGUGACCAAGGCUUCCAGCUGGCUCCUGGUGAGCCACCCAGCACCGAGUGCCUGCAGGAAGGGCAGUGGAGCAACGGCAACCAACCCCCACCCUGCGUGGCUGUCACCUGUCCCGAUAUCAGCAGCAUUGCUGUGGAGCACGGCCGGUGGCGCCUGACCUACGAGAUCCAGUACCACUACAACGCCCAGCUGAUGCUCAUCUGUGACCCUGGCUACUACUACACAGGGCAGCGGGUCAUCAGGUGCCAGGCCAACGGGAAGUGGAGCAUCGGCGAGCCCAUGCCAACCUGCAAAAUUAUCUCCUGUGGAGACCUGCCCACGCCUCCCAAUGGGAACAAGAUCGGCACGCUGACCAGCUAUGGGGCCACUGCCAUCUUCUCCUGCAACACUGGCUACACCCUGGUGGGCUCCCGUGUGCGCGAGUGCAUGGCCAACGGGCUGUGGAGCGGGGCUGACGUGAGGUGCCUGGCCGGGCACUGCGGCGUUCCCAGCCCCAUCGUCAACGGGCAGAUCAACGGUGAGAACUACAACUACCGUGGCAGUGUGGUGUAUCAGUGCCAGCCCGGCUUCCGUCUGAUCGGGAUGUCCGUGCGCAUCUGCCAGCAGGACCACCGCUGGUCCGGGAAGACGCCUGUCUGUGUGCCCAUCACUUGCGGCCACCCUGGCAACCCUGCCAACGGCCUGACCCAGGGCGCUCAGUUCAACCUGAACGACGUGGCCAAGUUUGUGUGCAACACUGGGUACCGCCUGGAAGGAGCAGCGCAGUCGCAGUGCUUGGCCAACGGGCAGUGGAGCAGCACCCUGCCUGCCUGCCGUGUUGUAAACUGUACCGACCCCGGGCACCUGGAAAACAGCAUCCGUCAAGUGCAGCCGAGCGGUCCUCACAGAUUCAGCUUUGGAACAACUGUCUCCUAUCAGUGCAGCCAUGGAUAUUACUUACUGGGUACACACGUCCUUACCUGUCAGGGGGAUGGCACUUGGGACCGUGCCCUCCCACAGUGUCUUUUGGUCUCUUGUGGGCACCCGGGCUCCCCACCCCACGCUCAGAUCUCGGGUGACAAAUACACCGUCGGCUCCGUGGUUCGCUACAGCUGCCUGGGGAAGCGGGCUCUGGUCGGCAACUCCACGCGCAUGUGCCAGUUGGACGGGCGCUGGAGCGGCUCCCUGCCACACUGCUCAGGAGGCAGCCAGGGGGUGUGUGGCGACCCGGGGAUCCCAUCGCACGGCAUCGGGCUGGGAGAUGAGUUUGGUGUGGACAGCGUGGUGCGGUUCAGCUGUGAGCCUGGCUACACUCUGAGGGGCUCAUCUGAGAGGACGUGCCAGGCCAACGGCUCCUGGAGCGGCGUGCAGCCCGAGUGUGAAGUUAUCUCCUGUGGGAACCCAGGCACCCCCAGCAACGCCAGGGUUCUGUUUAAUGACGGCUUGGUUUUCUCCAGCUCCAUCAUAUACCAGUGCAGGGAGGGCUAUUACUCCACUGGUGUGCUGAGCAGGCACUGCACAGUGAAUGGGACGUGGACAGGCACCAGCCCAGAGUGCACAGUGAUCAACUGUGGUGACCCAGGUGUGCCAGCCAACGGCAUCAGGCUGGGCAGUGAUUUUACCUACAACAAAACAGUGGUGUUCCAGUGCAUGCCUGGGUACAUGAUGGAGUCGGACAGAGCGUCCUCUCUGAUGUGCACAAAAGACCGAACCUGGAACGGCACCAAACCUGCCUGCAAGGCCAUCGUCUGUAAAUCCCCACAAGCCAUCCCCAAUGGCAAAGUGGUGGGCUCGGAUUUCAGCUGGGGCUCCAGCGUCAGCUACGCCUGCCUGGAGGGAUACCAACUGUCCCUGCCUGCCGUGCUCACCUGCGAGGGGAACGGGACCUGGAGUGGGGAGAUCCCCCAAUGCUUCCCUGUGUUCUGUGGAGAUCCAGGGAUCCCUGCCCAGGGCCGGAGGGAGGAGCGAGGCUUCACGUACCGCUCCUCGGUGUCCUUCUCCUGCCUGGCCCCCAUGGUGCUGGUGGGCUCAGCACGCCGCUUCUGCCAGUCCGAUGGCUCGUGGAGUGGGACCCAGCCCAGCUGCAUCGACCCAACCCUGACCACGUGUGCAGACCCCGGCGUGCCGCUCUUCGGGAUGCAGAACAACUCUCAGGGCUAUCAGGUGGGAAGCAUGAUUUUCUUCAAGUGCCAGAAGGGCUACCUGCUGCAGGGCUCCACCACCAGGACCUGCCUGCCCAACCUGACGUGGAGCGGCGUGCAGCCCGACUGUGUCCCUCACCACUGUAAGCAGCCUGAGACCCCCUCCCACGCCAACGUCGGGGCUCUGGAUUUGCCAUCCCUGGGCUACACCCUGAUCUAUUCCUGUCAGAGUGGGUACUACCUCACCGGAGGGUCUGAGCAUCGGACCUGCAAAGCAGAUGGCAGCUGGACAGGGAAGCCUCCCAUCUGCCUCGCUGACAUCCGCCCCAGCGGCCGGCCGGUGGGCACAGCGCGGGACCCGCCGCUCUCCAAGCUGUCAGUGCCUGCUGAUGUGUUUGCAAGAAAUUCCCUUUGGAAAGGUUCCUACGAAUACAUGGGGAAAAAGCAGCCUGCAAUGCUGUCUGUCACCAGCUUUGACCCUGUCACCAGUAAAGUCAAUGCCACUCUGAUAGACCACAGCGGCGUGGAGCUCCAGGUUUCUGGCAUUUACAAGAAAGAAGACGUGCACCUGCUCCUCCAGGUCUAUCAGAUUAUGGGGCCAGUGGAGAUCUUUGUGAACAAGUUCAAAAACGAUAAAUGGGCUCUCGAUGGACACGUCUCAUCAGAGUCGUCCAGUGGCACCUUUGUGUACCAGGGCUUUGUGCAUGGCAAAGGGUUCGGGCAGUUUGGCCUUCAGAGACUGGACGUCAGCAUGAUGGAAAAUGAUCCAGAAUCGAUAGGACACCAUUUUGCAUCUAACAGCAGUUCUGUGGCAGCUGCCAUUCUUGUGCCUUUCAUAGCCCUGAUUAUUGCAGGGUUUGUGCUUUAUCUCUACAAACACAGGAGAAGACCCAAAGUCCCAUUCAAUGGCUACGCAGGCCAUGAAAACACCAACGUCAGAGCAACGUUUGAAAACCCCAUGUAUGACAGAAACCUGCAGCCCACGGACAUCAUGGCCAACGAGGCAGAGUUCACAGUCAGCACUGUGUGCACAGCUGUAUAGCACUCAUCCCCUGCGUGAUUCCUCCAGGGUCGGUAUCUAGCAAAUGAUUGUGUUUCACCUCACUAGUCUCCGUCCAUUCCCUCCCCAUCUCCCUCCUUCCAACCUUGUUGAGGCUGUGGAGAAGCUGCUACGCCUUGUUGGACUCUGUGUUACUCCUGAGAGAUGGCUCCAUCAUCCUCGUCCACCUCUGCAUCCCUCCAUGGAUCAUGAAGCCAAGCAAACAGCUGCUCUGCACAGCUCCUCCCAGUGGGCACCAGCCUGGUAGUGAGACCUGGGGAAGUGGAGGGCCGUGGAAACGAGGCGAUGGGCUCAGUGUGCUGCAGGGAGCAGGGGGGUACGAGGGGUCUCCUCCGCUUUUGGAGGAUCUUGGGCAGACAGGGAGGAAGCCAGGUUGCACUGCACAAGGUGCUGACUGGAGUCAGUGGAAAAUACCAGCGUGGGGCAAGGUGAGGAUUUGCUUUGUCUUCGGUUUGGUUGGUUACCCACUGGUUUGUUUUUGUGGAAGUGUUCAGAUGGGACCUUUUCGAUGGGAAAACGUUUCUCCCCUGCCUUACACUUAAUUUUCCUUGGCACCUUUAGUUGAGUUUGGGUUUCUUCUGCCAAUUUACAGGAAGUCUCUCGGAGCCUGAGGCUGCUUUCAAGGGCUGCUGAGGGAACGUCCCUCCAUCCCUGGCUCCUGCAGCCAGCUGCCCACGUCAGCCAUGCCCAAAAACCCUCACGAGAAAACUGCUGACAGACGUGAAGGGACAAAAACCUCUUUAAAAAUAACAAAUACUGAUUUCCACCUCCCCCCAAAACUGGUUGCAUUCAAAAGCCUCUGCCCUUUCCAUAUUGAUCCUCCAAAUGGCAAUGCAAUAAGAGUGCUAAUUUCUAUCCAAAGCUCUUCCCUUUAUUUCCCAGGGGCGGAAAGGUUGGCCUGGCUUUCAUGAGAACAGAUAAGGGGACUUGACAUUUUUCCUCCCUUAUAAAAGAACGCUGCUUUGUGAUGCCCUCCUCUAAUAAAGAGGAGAGCUGCUCCUGUUGAUUUAGGGGUUUAGUCUGUUUGAUUUGAGUCACUGUUUCUUGAACCGUGCUGGAGUCCAAGAAGGCAACAGUGCCAUUUUACCAAACUGUAAGUCGAGCACCUCUCUGAAAUACUGUUGACUUAGAGCAGUAAGUCAAUGAAACAGCUUUUUCUUACAGAAAACUUGAAGGGAAAAUAAUUAAAACAAAUGGAGUGGUGUUUACAUCUCUGCUUGUAUUUGAGCACUGGCUCUCCCCUACCUGAUGUCAGCUGAGGUUUUGUCUGAUGAAAACCACAGGGUAGUUUUUUAUGUUUUGUUUAUUCUUUUACUCUGUGUGUGUGUAUGUAUAAAUAUAUCUGAUUUUUUUUUUUACUUCUGUCUCUCAUUCAGUGCUCUCAGAAUAAGCAGCAUUCUCCAGCCUAUAGUCUGAACAGCCAGCCUGCCAAAAAAUGCCAUCUGCUCCCCAAAGCAUCACAAAGGUGCUCUGAUUCGUACCUGAGAGGUGGGUGGAAGCACACGUGUGAGCUCAGUGCCACUCCUGCACUGCUGCACUGCUCCUCCCAGCUCAUGCCAAACCAUCAGACAGGUGAGAAAGGUAACCAGAAAAGCUGGCUGUUGGCCUGAGCUCCUUUGGGAAGCCAGGAGGGGCUGCCAGGCUACCUGCCCUUCCCUGAAAUGGCCAGUUGAAGGUGAAGUAAGAAGAGUGGGGGUCCGGGGCCAGGGCUCAGCUGUGUCCAAUUCCUCUGCUUCAGCUGAGCUGCUGCAGUGAAGUUGGGGGCAGCCCCUCCGUCACACCGAUGUAACUGAGCUGUAUCUCCUCCUGUAUGCAGAGAUACGGCUGGUUCCUGACUUCACCUCUGCUCUCUGGCCCCUGUUUGACUUCAGAGGCCCCUCCCAAACCUGAGUUAAUCUGUGAUUUCUGCCCUCAGCCAAACCCACAACCUGUUCUUCCUUGCCUUUGCCAAGUCCCCAUAACACAGACAACAGACCAGGCUCCCUUGCCCAACGAGUCUCUAAAGCUGCACCCUUUUGCAAUCCCCUGGUGACUGCAGCACCCUGGCACCCGUGUCAGCACAGACCUUGCAGCAUCCCACAGCAGCAGAGCUGGAAUCUGCCCCAGCUCUGGGAGCUCAAGAAAAUCAUCCCCCAGCUGCCACCAACAGCAGGCUGCUGGCACUGCAGCAGGUUGGACACAAACAGCCCAGCAGAUCCCACGUUUGCCUUUCAGACCUUUCCAAAUCCCACUCAAUCAGUGUAACAGCAAGGAGAAGCUUGUGUCAAGGUGUGUAAAACAAACCUGGGAUGUUUCAACAGCAAAGCAGGGAGGGCAGGAGCUGUCCUUACACAAGAUUUGCUGCUUUCAACCUAUUAGGUACCAUUUUCUACUGUUCCCAAGCAACAAAGGCAGAGGAAGGGGUCUGAUCCCAUUUUUUUGCAAGCUGGCUGGGGCGUGAUGUGUGCCAUUCUCCAUUCUUGUGCC
This is a messenger RNA of Centrocercus urophasianus (Greater sage-grouse), 13428 nucleotides long. It is a transcript of the gene CSMD2, whose product is annotated as CUB and Sushi multiple domains 2. NCBI's taxonomy places the organism in Eukaryota, Metazoa, Chordata, Aves, Galliformes, Phasianidae. The record is from RefSeq and is a predicted model, not a curated record. The transcript has 72 exons. The coding region runs from base 151 to 10944 and encodes 3597 amino acids.